AUGAGCAACGUACCCAAUUCACAUCAUCCACCUUAAGCUCCAAAAUAAGGUCCACCAUACUAACCAACAUAAUUCCAACCUGGAUUUGCUCCUUAAUAUGCUCCUGCUCCAGUGACUUAUGGUCCACCUCUCACUUCAUCACCAUUGAGAUAUUCUCAACCUCUUUAUUAACCCUCUGUUGUAGCAUAACCAGUGUAUGCUCCUCCUGUUGUUUAACAACCUGUCUAUGCUCCUUCAGUUGUUUAACAACCAGUAGUAACACAAUCUGUUGUUGCUCAACCAGUUGUUGCUGCAUAACCAAUUAAGGGAGAAAGCAGAAUUGAAUAUGUCCCAUAUGAAAAGACUGUAUUGGAAUAUGAAGAAGUAAGAUAAAAAAUUCAAGUUCCAAGAGAAAGAUAUGUGACAGAUUAUUAUGCAGUGGAAUACUAAACAGAAUAUGUUCCAUAAGUAUUCUAAGAAAAAUACACAGAAUAUGUCCCAGUAGAUAGAUAUUAAGAAAGAGUUGAAUAUUAUCCAGUUGAAAGAUAAGUUGUUCAUUAACCAGCCCAACAAGUCUAAUAAGUUGUAGCUUAACCAGUUGUUUAAUAACCAGUCUAAGUUGUUUAACAACCAGUUUAAUACGUUCAAUAACCAGUCGUCUAAUAGCCAUUGGUUCAAUCAAUCCCAGUCUAAACUGUUCGUCCUCCUGUUUAUGCUCCUGGAUCAUUGCCUUUGGGUUAAACUGUUUCACCAAGAUUGCCUCCUUAAGCUUAAACCAAACCUUAAGCCUAAUUGCCAUAAACAAAACAACCAUAAUAAUAAUAGAAAACAAAGAGCUUUUUGGACAGAUUAUUCGACAGAGAUUGAUAUAGAAUAUUUUUAAAAUACAUAUAUUAGAUCAAAUUUUGUGUUCUGAA
This is a messenger RNA of Paramecium tetraurelia, 896 nucleotides long. RefSeq lists its product as uncharacterized. The record is from RefSeq and is a predicted model, not a curated record. The transcript is spliced from 3 exons. Lineage: Eukaryota; Ciliophora; Oligohymenophorea; Peniculida; Parameciidae.